Messenger RNA from Dunckerocampus dactyliophorus (ringed pipefish), 5711 nucleotides. RefSeq names its product REX4 homolog, 3'-5' exonuclease (gene rexo4). Gene Ontology annotation, cellular component: nucleus. Lineage: Eukaryota; Metazoa; Chordata; Actinopteri; Syngnathiformes; Syngnathidae. Gene Ontology annotation, molecular function: nucleic acid binding; 3'-5' exonuclease activity. Bases 251 to 1510 code for a protein of 419 amino acids. The record is from RefSeq and is a predicted model, not a curated record. Gene Ontology annotation, biological process: rRNA processing; DNA catabolic process. The transcript is spliced from 9 exons.
AAGAGGACGUCUCUACGUGGUUUUGUCGCAUGGGGAGGUAGAAUUUUAACGUGUCCAAGAAGAAAGGAGAAGUUUAACGUGAGCAUUCGUCCGUGUUUUUUAUGUAUUUUGGUGAACAAUUUCCCCUCUCGCAUGGUUAUUCGUCGGCCUCACACAGAAAAGGCAUAGUUUUGUGCAAAGGGCACGUUUAGUGACGAAGAGGCUAACAUAGCCGUGUGUUGGCUAUAACUUCUCAGGAAACUGUCAACAAAUGGUCGAAAUGUCGAAGGUGAAAGAGAAGAAAAAGCAUGCUUCUUCUGAAAGACAAGCGCAACCUGCCGGGAAAUACAAAACUGUGAAAAAGAAAAAGAAGUUCUGGAUACAAAUGGAGAAAGCUAAAGUAGAAAAAAAGUCCCCGACUAUUCAACUUACAAAACCUCCGAAGGAUGAACGCCUCUUUUCUGCCAACUGGAAAGUAUUACAAGAGACUUUAAAGUCAAGCCAAACGAAGACAAAUAAGCCAAAAACAUCAGAACACUGCAAUGGGCCUCAGCAAGAAAAGCCAUCUAAAAAUGUACAUUGUAAAAAUACAUCCAUUAAGACAGAUUCAGCAAAAGCUGUCCAACACAAAUCUUUUGACUCUCAGGCUAAAAGUCCUGCUGGGUUAGAGACAAAACAGCUACCUGCUUCUAAAAGGAAAAAUAUGUACAAAUCAAAUGGCGAGCAAACAGUCAAGAAGCUGAAACUUGAGGCCAAUGUGACCAAACCUACAGAGGUGGACAUUUGGUUUGAUGAUGUGGACCCUGAGGACCUCGAGGCGACUGUUGGUCCGGAGGCAGCAGAUAUCAUGAGGAAGAAGAUGGGCGUUAAGAAAAAUCCAGACACGGAGGCCGCUCUGGUGAAGAUGAAAGGUUUUGAAGGCCUCACAAAGGUCGUCGCCAUAGACUGUGAAAUGGUGGGAGUAGGUCCUGAUGGUGAGGAUAGCAUCUUGGCACGUGUUUCCGUCGUCAACCAUUAUGGGAAGUGUCUCUAUGACAAAUACGUGAAGCCCACCGAGGAGGUGACGGACUACAGGACGGCUGUCAGUGGUAUCCGGCCAGAGGACAUCAGAGAUGGAGAGGACGUAACAACUGUGCGGAAGGAAGUUGCCGAGAUACUAAAGGGAAGAAUAGUGGUGGGACAUGCGCUGCAUAAUGACUUAAAGAUUUUGCUCCUGGAUCACCCAAAAAAGAAAAUCCGUGACACUCAGAAAUACAAACCCUUCAGGAAAAUUGUCAUGAGUAACCGCCCCGCGCUGAGAGUACUUUGCGAGAGAAUACUCAACGUCAAGGUUCAGCAGGGUGAACAUUCCUCUGUCCAGGAUGCCCAGGCCACCAUGAGGCUGUACACCAUGGUGAGGAAGCACUGGGAGGCCGAGAUCCGCAGCGCCGAAAAGACAGGCAAGAAUAGCGAGCGCAUGCCCAGGCUGCACAAGAACAACAGCAAGUGUCCUGUUGAAGUGCGGCAGCAUGAUUUGCUGCCUCUGCUUUGAUGGGAAAAAUAAUCCACUGCUGAAAAUGAAGCCGCGCCCCUUCACCUUCAUCUGCACACUUGGACCUCAGACAAAGGCUAAAGGUUCCUCAUCCAAAAGAAAUGCACUUUGAAUCUAAACCAAAUCUGCUGCCAAAAAGCAUAAUGUCGUUCCAUUUACCUUUGCAGUGGCUGUGUCAUGGUUGCAGUGCAUGGAUUCCCCACAUGUGGGAAUGUGUCGUCUCCCUCUAGUUGACAUAGACUUUACCUGUGUUGACUGGCUUAAUGCAAUUUUGGCUACUGGUAAAUAAAAAUAGAUAUGCAUGCCAAAAGUUUGUGCUUUUAGUAUCAAAACAUUUGUUGUUAUUGGUAGAUACAGAUGAAUAAUGAAUCAUUUGUGGUUGCAGUGGCUCAUGUUUUGUUGCUAUUCCCAUCCUUGCACAUACACACGCACGCACACACUCACACACACACAUACUCACUCAAAACCUCAAAAACUUUUUUUUUUGCCAUUUUUUGGGCCCUGCCUAGACCCCUGACGAAAAGCAGGGGGCUUUCCCUGGCCACCAGAGCCAGAAGGUGGGCCAUGGAAGCAAUAUGAAAACAUUUGAUUUUAUGCAAUUUCUGUCGCUUUCUGUCCUGUAUGGGUAGAGUGGCUGACGGUGACAAAAGUGUGGUUUAUUAAUCUUUAUUGAUGCCACCUAUCACUCACCACAUGCCGCCCCCCUAUCCAAACUAUUUGUGCAAGUACUGCUUACUCUAACAAACAAUAGCAUUUCAUUUUUUUUGGGUCCUCUUUUCUUUUUCUUGACCACACAAACAUGCGCUCAGGUCAGCUCACUUCCUUAUGCAUGAGCUGCAGCAUGCUGCCGCCUAUCUGUUGACUAAUGCUGGGGCUUAAGUAAGAACAUUCAGUAUUUAUGCAGCUUGACAAGCAAACGCAGUGAGCUACUUAACUCAAACACUGCCUCUGCCGUUGUUGCCUUGAUAAGUGCUAAUGAACCAUCCUGUGGUCUUAAAAAAGUAGGUAGACUUUAUUGUCGUAAAAUAUGCAACCUCAUUACUAAUGAGUAAGAUGGAAACAGAUGACGAUGCAUUAUGAUAGUUGUACAAAAUGUGCUUUACUGUUAUUGCAAAUACUACACAAACAUGUUGCUGGUUAUAUUUUUUACCUCAGUUCCAAACCCACAUUAUUUAUAAUUGAUAAAGAAGAUUUUUCAACUGUUGCGCUGCUAUUACAACAUGUCACUUUUUGUAGAACACCUUAAAUCCUCCUGAAAACCGGGUGAUUCUUUUGUAAACUCAAUUAUUAGUCACGUGUGACAUCAUGGGAGUUGUAAAUUUGACAAAUUAUGGUAUUUUCUGUAAUAAUAAAUGUCUCUUUUCCCCCACCAGAAAAAAUGUAAAUCUAUAUUUUACAUCGUUAUUCAAUUUCAUUACAAAAAGGCAAAACAAAAAAAACGAAAAUUGGGCAGAAAAAAAGAAGUGGAAGAAGAAUAAUAACCAAACAAUUAAACGCGCAUAGCAAGUACACUUGAUCGGUGAAGUUAAAUGGAAAAAUCAUCUUGCAUAGUUAAAAUCAAAAGUAUUGGCUCACUUUGGCUUUUAUAGCAUGGAUGAGACAACGUAGACUUUGCAUUAUGGAAGAAGUGUCUAAUGUAAAUAGGACACACAGGCGGCACGACAGCCAUGGACACCAACCUCGUUCGUCACCACACUCACGGAGAAAACUGUCCAGUAAGAGAAAUGUUUACUUUUGUAUUCAAAUGCUAAAUGUUGUGUUAUUCAAUCAAGAGACGUGUGUUUAGUUGACGUCGUUUGUCAAAAUUGUCGUGCUGCUCAAUCUUAUCCAGGUCAUUCUCUGUCUCCUUUCAGUGAAUACGUCACUACUGACAUACUACACUAAAUAUUUAUUUUUGUUAUGCUUCUACUUUAUAGAGUUGAUCUACUUAGAGACAUGAGAUGUUGUGUUUUCUGCAUGAGUUGCUUCUUUUAUUCUGCUUAAAUAUGAAAAUUCCAUCCAUUUUCUGUACCGUUCGUCCUCAUUCGGGUCACGGGUAAGCUGAAUGCAGCAAAAUGCAAAGGUUGAAGUUAUGUAUUUAUUUUUUGUGUCACCCUAUCACUGUAUCAAGAUAUCAUUUUUAUUGUGAGCCAUGUAUCGCAAAUCAUAACGUGAGGUACCCUGACAUUCCCAGCCCUACUCCCAAUACUUGAUGCGGCCCAGCCACACCCAAACUCUACCUCCAGUGGCCUACAGUGAAAUUGAGUGAGAGAGCCCUGCCUUAACCCAAAUAGACACCUGGCACUCUCUCCAUUUGAGGCAGUAUUUUCCCCAGGCUGCUACAGUAUUUGAGAAAAUAUGCAUCACUUGAGGAAAUGCAUAACUUUAUGUGCAUGUCCUGGUUUCAGGGGACCAAUUAAUAAGUAAAUAUCGCAAUUUAUUGUCUCAGAAGUGGAAGUUAUAGCUUUUUAGAUUAUAUGUAAAAUAUCUUACUUUUAUGUUAGGGCAGGCUCACCUGAAGAAACCUGACCUCAUUGUAACAACUGAAGUACUGCAAAGUCUUUUGAAAACUUUUCCCAUUUGGCAAAGCAAAUUUAGCAUCAAAGCAGCUAAUGAGCUUCUGUUGUAGCCUCUGCAUGUACGAGCGAACUGUUUAAGCUUAAACUGGCUCAUUUAACAAUAACACAAGCUGCUUUGCACUAAUACUCAACGUACAAACUCCUGUCUCUCCCGCUCGUGUCUCUUUGACUCAUCUUCUCUCUUUCUCUCUCUCGGAUGCACUUGCGGCCGCAGUAAGCUGCACACACAAACACAAUAGCCCUUUGUCCUUUUACUACUACUGUAAUUUUCAUGAGUUCAUAUUGUCCAUCAUGCACUCACUUGGAGUUUCCUGUUAGUAAUAAGUGCAUUAGCAGACCUGCUGAUCAUUGGACUUUUGGAGGUGUUCCUUAUAUUUUGCUUCCCUCAUGUAGCUAAAGCCAAAAUAUUCGAAACAUCACUGCAACUAACAACCACACUAAAAACAGCAUUGUCAUACAACCACAUUUUUACAAUAUGCCACGUUCUAACGGUCCACCUGGACUUACUUGUCUUAUUUUUUUGUAAAAGUAUAUGUUCUUGUGGCCCUUUUUUUCAGGAGCACUUUAAACAUUGGACCACCUCAAAUAACGAAAUUGAAUUUAUUUUUUUUACUGAAUAAAACACCCAGAAUAUACAUGAAUAAAGGAUGUGUGAUAUACAGUAUGAACUAUGAGCGAUAAAACAUCGACUAGUAUGUGAGCAUCCCUCCUUCUUUACCUCCUAGACAGAGUGCAGUGGGCAGGUUAAGUUGUGUGUCACAUAUUUGUUGUCUUGUGUUUCUUUGGCACCAUGGGUGAGGUAGUUGUUUGAAUCGCUGCAUGUGAAAAGCUACUUAACCAUCAGAAGCAACUGUUGGGCCGGUAUGCAAGAAGCUGCUACAGAUUCACUACCAGACUGUGGAGCAAGUGCCCUCCUGUAUGCAGUAGUGUGCUGGGGAGCAGCCUCAAGAAGAAGGACGCCACACGCCUGGACAAACUGGUGCAGAGGCAGGCUCUGUCAUUGGCACUGAGGUGGACAGCCUGACAUCAGAGCAAAGGUCACUGAGCAGGCUCCUUUCCAUCAUCCAAUGCACAGCACCAUCUCCCGACAGAAGAGCAGUUUCAGUGGCAGAUUACUAUCACUGUCCUGCUCCACUGAUAGAAUGAGCAGAUCAUUCCUCCCUCACGCCAUGCGGCUUUUCAACACAACAGAGGGGAAGCGGUCAAAACAUACACAGGACUGGACUUAUUAACUUAUUACGUAUUAUCGAAUUUGAAGUGAUCUGUUUCAUAUUCUUCUAUUUUCUUAUUUUUCUUAUCUCUCCUAUAUUGCCUUGUUUUAUUUUUAAGUGAUUACAUUUAUUAUGACACUUAUGAAAUGUGAAUUUCUCUUGGAGAGUAUUUGAUUAUUGUAAAAUAUGGCCAAAAUGCGCCUCGGGGGCCAUCCCCGGCCCGUGGCUCAGUUGUCAUUUCAUCAGUGCAGAAACAAGAGACUUUAAAGAAACAUUAAAAAAGGGUAAAAACAGAGCAAAAGACACAAUGACAAAAACCUGAAAUGUUGACACCCACACCCAAUAAUAACAGCUUUGUAUUGAAGACAAAGCUUUAAAUAUAUUUUCUAGGCAUAUAUGUGUGUGUGUGUGUAUAUGGGUUUGGGGUGUAGA